AUGUCCAACACCCAGGAAAAUGCUAUAAGAAGAAAAAUCGUCAUCGUUGGUGACGGUGCAUGUGGUAAAACCUCGUUGCUCUACGUCUUCACCCUAGGCAAAUUUCCCACUGAAUAUCAUCCAACUGUCUUUGAAAAUUACGUAACUGACUGUCGAGUCGAUGGCAAAGCCGUUCAAUUAGCAUUAUGGGAUACUGCUGGUCAAGAGGAAUACGAAAGACUAAGACCCUUGUCCUACUCAAAGGCCCAUGUUGUCUUGAUAGGUUUCGCAAUCGAUGUUCCCGAUUCCCUAGAAAACGCAGGCACAAAAUGGUACGAAGAAGUCACUGCUAACUGUAGAGGCGUCCCCAUAAUACUCGUGGGCCUCAAAAAGGAUCUCAGGCUCAGCGAAAAGGACUACAGAUACGUUCAAUACAGACAAGGCGAAAUAGUAGCAAGAAACAUAGGUGCAAGAAGAUACAUCGAGUGCAGUGCUUUAACUGGCGAAGGUGUCGAUGAUGUCUUUGAAAUUGCAACAAGAACAAGCUUGAUAGUAACGCAUACUCAAAACAACCGUUGCUGCUCUAUUUUAUAG
Messenger RNA from Ascoidea rubescens DSM 1968, 573 nucleotides. It is a transcript of the gene RHO2, whose product is annotated as Rho family GTPase RHO2. Gene Ontology annotation, molecular function: GTPase activity; GTP binding. The record is from RefSeq and is a predicted model, not a curated record. Lineage: Eukaryota; Fungi; Ascomycota; Saccharomycetes; Ascoideales; Ascoideaceae. The transcript has a single exon. Gene Ontology annotation, biological process: small GTPase-mediated signal transduction. The coding region runs from base 1 to 573 and encodes 190 amino acids.